AUGGCCGCGAAGGAUUAUGACCAUUUAUUCAAGCUCCUAAUCAUUGGGGAUAGCGGUAAGCAUUACUUUUACUGUGACCUUAGACUGAACCGGGGAGAUUUGUGCUGCGACAGUUUUCGGGUGUUGAAAAAUUACUUAUCUUCUUGACACACAUAAAAGGUUUGCGAAGCUCUGAUCAAGCUUCUUUUGAAUGCUUAAGACGCACAGCAACGGCUUCUCUUUCUCUGUGCGUCGCUGAGAAUGUUAACACGACUGCCGGCUUGCGAUCGAUUAGCCAGGACAGUGUAAACAAACGUGCAUGUGUCUGAUCUGUUCGGCCGCACAUCGUACAAUAACUUAACGUGAAAAUAAUCGAUUUAUCGCAGUUGCUCCUCAAACAAUCUUGGGCUUCAUAUCACUAAAAAUUGUCCUGUUUUUUUUCAGGCCUAGUUCACACUGUCCUGGGUUUUAAAAGGACUCUUGCCAAUUUUUAUUUUUGAGUCCUCUAAAUAAGCUCAAUUAAUUAGAAAUGUUUUGUCGGCAAAUAUUCAAGCUGUUGUACGAUGACCCUAACGUUUUUCUUAAAAGCAAAUUAGUUUUAUGACCAUUAUUAUCCACUUCAUUUAGCCAUUGAGUUCCUAAGAGUAUUCACAAUCACGAUUCUCAAGAAAAUACAACUUUUUUUGAUCAGGAGAAAUAAAUAAGCUUACACCACCAUGCAAAGGGGUUUCAUUAAUUUGAUUGGUCACACUGGGUGACCUGUCCACAGACUUAAGCUUUCAAAAAAAAGUAAAAAAAUAAAAAUGCACUUUAUUUGAGUGUCAAGGUAUUUAGCAAGAAAGUACUAAUUGGAGACACUAAUUUUAGUCUCCAACUGGAGAUGGGACCGCCAUUUUUACGUGGUCAUCCAAACCAUGUGAAGGUCAAGCCACUUGCAGUGCAAAGGGAGUAUCUUCAUUUCUCAGUUAUUUUAAGACCCUGAGUGUUGGUCUGGCCCUGGGAAUCGAACCUGCGACCUCCCGCUCUACAAUCAAGGGCUCUACUGACUGAGCCAAUCCUGCUGCCGUUAAAACAAUAUACCAUGUUAAUGUACACAUCUCUGUGAAGGCUACAUUUAAGUGCUUCUUUUAAGAUGUUUCGAUACAGUUUUUUCGAGGGCCAAAGAAAGUGAAAGUAUUGACAAUGCUUUACAUCAAAAGAUGCAAUAAAAUUCAUGGGGUCACGGAGGUAUAAAUGGUGAGCAUUAAUUUGGAAAACUUAGCAUAGUUUCAAAACAGUAAAUUGUUGUAGCAAGGAUUUUCGGUUGGUUCGUAGGCUAGGCUCAUCUUGAAAUUUCAAGGUAUUGUAGUUUUUAUCUCAGGUUCCUUUGUUUUUGGGUAUGGUAAUGUAUGCUAAUGAAGUUGAAACAAAGGAAAAAUAAAAAUUACCUGUGAUAAAAAAUUAACUACAACUUAUACAUCGUGAAGAUUAUGUGACAAGGUUUGAAAAGAAUUCUUUCAAGCUAUUCCAGAGAUAUAAAGAAAAUUGCUAAAAGUCAAAUUUCAAGUAAAGUCGCACUUAGAUAGGUGGUUAGAAAACAGGUUCGUUUUUAGGAUAACAAGACACAAAAUACACCAAACUUUCCAAGCAGUGAAAAAUGAUAUUAAGCAUUUAAUGCUACUUGAGAUUAAUUUGAGUUAUAUAGAAAUAUCAGGUUUAAAAUAUAUUUAGGUUUAAUUUUAAUUCAAACAUACAGAAUUUUUUGUUUUUCGUGGAGGUUAUAUGCUAAACACCACACUUAAAGUUCCUAGGGUUGGAUUUUCAGUAGCAGGUCUAGAUCGCGCAAAAUUUGGCUUUUAUUGAUUUCAAUUUUUUUGUUUAUUGUUGUCAUAGUGAUAUCAACUUUACUAAAAACUGUAUGUUGACAAACUUCAAUUCAUAGUUAGUCACUGGUGAAAAUUUUAUGGCGAUUGGACAAGAUAAAAUCACUCUUAAAGCGACCAAAAAAUAUCGGUAUGACCUCCAAAAAACCGUAUCAAAACACCUUAAGUAGCCACAUAACACGAAAUGUUCAUUUUGUUUACUGGUGUUUUUAUUAAACUUAACUUUCAUUAGCUUCAUUGUAAUCAGUUAGACAGGGGUCAGACGCCUCACUUUGCAUGGGGUGAACCAAACUGCAAUUUGGGUUUGACCUGAAUAUAUGAGUUUUCAAGUUGCCAGCUAUAUGCAAUAUGCAAUAUGUCAUUUCCAGGUUCCAAAAACUCUCACUCUCAAAACGAGGCUCAAAGAAAUCAUUUCCAUUGCAAUAGCUUACCACCUGGCCUCAAUUUGAAACAGAGGCUUGGGGCAACUCAAAAAUGGCCUAUUAGCAAUUGGGAAAUGGAACUGGUAUGAAAUUUUUUUGGCUCUAUUUUCCUUUUGUUACCCUGUCUCUGGCCUUUACUGACAGUUACUGAUAGUGCAGGACCUUGAGACUAGAGUUCACUUAUAAUUUUUGAUAGAUAACGUUUUUUUGCUAACAAUAAUUUUAUUUUUCUUCUAAGGUGUGGGAAAGAGCAGUUUGCUUCUUAGAUUUGCAGAUAAUAUGUUCUCAGGUACAGUGUUUGUAACAGAAUUACUAGAUAUACAAUAGAACCAGGCUUGUUUUUCAUGUCCUGUAAAUCACCUUGUAGAUCACCUUGAGUGGCUGUCUCAGUAAAAACUUGAUUUGAGUGACGCAAAUCCUUUGCUAGUCUAAGUAAACAGAUGACAUUUCGCGAUGCCACCACUGGUUUUUCUGCAAAAUGACAUCUGAGUACGACCGCAGAAAUUCCAUACUGAUGACGUGUCACUUCCUAGAUCUGGGUAGUCUUGCGUCAUCAGUAUGGAAUUUCUGUUCUCACCUCUCACACAUCAUUUCACAGAGAAACCAGAUCAUUAUACAUUUCAGGGAAACUGCCGACCUGCCCCUCCCCUAAGCCAACAUUUUGCCCUGAGUGAGAAGUAAUGUUGGUUGAGUGGAUGGGUAGGUGGGCAGUUUCCCAGAGAUGUAUAAUGAACCAGGAAACCAGUAAUAGUGUUGCAAAAUGUCAGCUGUUUUCUGAGGCUAAUCUGGCAUUGUCCCCAGAUUUUUUGACAAUUGGCACAUCUAGUCCAGGUUAAUAUUGAUCUCAAAAGGGAAAUAACUUCUGGGUACCUUUUGUGAUAUAUUUAUAUGUUAUUAAUUUGUAGGAAAUUACAUUACGACCAUUGGGGUGGAUUUUAAGAUAAGAAAGAUAAACGUGGAUGGUGAGAUGGUUAAAUUACAAAUCUGGGAUACAGCAGGCCAAGAAAGAUUUCGUACAAUAACAUCAACGUAAGUUUGACUUAACAGUAGACAAGGACAUUUUUAGGAACUUGUUGCAAAGACGUUGAGUAAUGGUGGCACUUGUUGAGCAAAUUUCUGGCAAUGAAAUAAUGUUGUGGUUACAGUGUGAAGUUUAAUAAUAAUUAUUGUCUUAUUUUACACGUGAAUGAUAAUUAUUAUUCAAGUGUAAAAUAAGUAAUAGAAAAACUGUCCCUUCUAUUAAUAGUAAUAACUAAUGAUAACCAAAGGUUUGUGAGUGCAAGUGAGUGACAAAAGGUCCAAACACACAUCAUCAGAUUGCAUUCUAUGUAUUCAGACUACAGUAUUCUUUUCUAGUGGAAGUCAAAACAAAUGAGCAUCUGUAAUAGCACAACCUUCUUACUUUUAGUAUCCCAAUAAGCUGGAACAAAGCAUUCAGCUAUAAGCUGAUUCUGAGUAAAAAGAUUUCUCGGCUAAAGGUUUGUAUCAUAAAGGCAAAGCUUGAUAAAUGAAUUAUUCAUUUAUUCAAGGUUUCUGUUAUGUCAACAACUCGUGCGUAAAUACCGUACGCCCGCACUCUCCAUGAAGUAUUCUCUAUGAAUACCAUACUUGUAGCAUAGUGGCUCAAGUGCAAUGCUUCGUUUUGUUAUAGUUCAAAAUGAAAUUCAGGUGAAAGAGUUUUCCGGUAAAAAUUGAUUUCCCUUGUGUCCUAGCCUUAAUUUUUCAUGGUUAAGAGUUAUUGGGUUUGGCUGACAAAGGAACUGAAACUCAAACUGGGCUGAAAUCAUUGUCAUCUGAAUUUCAUUUUGGACCACAACACCUCAUUAUGGAGUGGUCCUAGCCAAGUUUAUUGCUUUUGCCACUGCAACCUCUCUCUGGCACACAUAUACAUGUACCCUGUAGCAGUUUACAAAAGCAAAUUUUUGACUGUAUAUUAUAGGUGUUACAUCUUACUAAAUGAGGGGAUGCCUAGAAUCAAGUACUGACCUCCAAUGAACUACCAAAUUUUCCCUCCAAUUUUCAUGACACAUGCUUACAUUUUAAACAGAGAAUUCUGACAUUAGAUUAGUUGUCAUUUAGUAUCCAAUUAUAAAAGAGUAUGAUUUUUUUUUGUCAGGUAUUACCGUGGGACACAUGGUGUUAUUGUAGUAUAUGAUGUGACGAGUGCGGACACAUUUGUGAACGUGAAAAGAUGGUUACAUGAAAUUGAUCAAAAUUGUGAUGAGGUAGUAAGAAUUUUGGGUAAGUAGAUGUUUGGGGCAACGAUAUUGUUUAACUAACAACCUACAUUUACUGUUUCACAAGUUAAANACAGUGUGAAGUUUAAUAAUAAUUAUUGUCUUAUUUUACACGUGAAUGAUAAUUAUUAUUCAAGUGUAAAAUAAGUAAUAGAAAUACUGUCCCUUCUAUUAAUAGUAAUAACUAAUGAUAACCAAAGGUUUGUGAGUGCAAGUGAGUGACAAAAGGUCCAAACACACAUCAUCAGAUUGCAUUCUAUGUAUUCAGACUACAGUAUUCUUUUCUAGUGGAAGUCAAAACAAAUGAGCAUCUGUAAUAGCACAACCUUCUUACUUUUAGUAUCCCAAUAAGCUGGAACAAAGCAUUCAGCUAUAAGCUGAUUCUGAGUAAAAAGAUUUCUCGGCUAAAGGUUUGUAUCAUAAAGGCAAAGCUUGAUAAAUGAAUUAUUCAUUUAUCAAGCUUUGCUGGAAAAUGUAUUGGUCACAGGAUGUGUUAUCUCCAGUGGGUUACAGUCAGACAAAAGAUGUAUAAAAUUUUAUUAUAUACAGUACAUACUGAGAAAUACUCAGCAAAAAGCUAUGUCGUAAAUUUUCAUACGCAAUUGAGUUCUAGCCAAUCAGAGGAACGAAGGUGGUUUUUACACAUGAAAAAAAAAAGAUACUUCCAAUAAGAAUCGUGAACGAUGUUUUUUCACAUGUGAGAAAAAUGAUAUGUCUAAUCAGAAGCCAUGAGUUUUGCGGCAAAAUUCCUGCCAUUUAUAGGUGCUUGCAGCUUCGCAGACAUUCAAUGAGAAAAGUUUUUUUCAAAGAAUUUUUGUUCUAAAAAAGUGAAAAACAUCCUGGAAAUUGGAGUGGAAUAGUUUUGUUUGUUUCAUUGUCGAUGAAGAAAACUGUAGGGAGCCGGGCGGCAAAACAACAUCGGAAAGGGAGAAAAUAAACAGGACGUAAGCUUAAGUUGUGCUUUUUGUCAGAGCUAAUUUGUCUUCUACUUAUAUUCAAACCGGCCAUUUUACUUAAAUUCAUUCAUUUUCAAUUGUACAUUGAGAACAAACAGUUAAGGUUACUUGUAGUUCUUGGAUUGCCUCAUAUCCUUACCCUCAUUAUAUUUUUAAACCUUUUUACUAAUCGGCUGAUACUUCGAUUUCAUUGUCAUUUCGCAGUGUGUAGUGGCAAAUUUUAGCAUUUUGGAAAGAUUUGAAAUAAAAAAGCCCCCAAAAUUAUGACUGUCUCAGUGUGUAUAUAAUAAACACAAUACCACAUGGAAGUGCUUUGUAUGGUAUUUGCACACUUGUUUUUGUAUCAGAAAUUUCGCUCAAUUGCUGCACUCACUCGUCUGGUUUCUGUUAUGUCAACAACUCGUGCGUAAAUACCGUACGCCUGCACUCUCCAUGAAGUAUUCUCUAUGAAUACCAUACUUGUAGCAUAGUGGCUCAAGUGCAAUGCUUCGUUUUGUUAUAGUUCAAAAUGAAAUUCAGGUGAAAGAGUUUUCUGGUAAAAAUUGAUUUCCCUUGUGUCCUAGCCUUAAUUUUUCAUGGUUAAGAGUUAUUGGGUUUGGCUGACAAAGGAACUGAAACUCAAACUGGGCUGAAAUCAUUGUCAUCUGAAUUUCAUUUUGGACCACAACACCUCAUUAUGGAGUGGUCCUAGCCAAGUUUAUUGCUUUUGCCACUGCAACCUCUCUCUGACACACAUAUACAUGUACCCUGUAGCAGUUUACAAAAGCAAAUUUUUGACUGUAUAUUAUAGGUGUUACAUCUUACUAAAUGAGGGGAUGCCUAGAAUCAAGUACUGACCUCCAAUGAACUACCAAAUUUUCCCUCCAAUUUUCAUGACACAUGCUUACAUUUUAAACAGAGAAUUCUGACAUUAGAUUAGUUGUCAUUUAGUAUCCAAUUAUAAAAGAGUAUGAUUUUUUUUUGUCAGGUAUUACCGUGGGACACAUGGUGUUAUUGUAGUAUAUGAUGUGACGAGUGCGGACACAUUUGUGAACGUGAAAAGAUGGUUACAUGAAAUUGAUCAAAAUUGUGAUGAGGUAGUAAGAAUUUUGGGUAAGUAGAUGUUUGGGGCAAUGAUAUUGUUUAACUAACAACCUACAUUUACUGUUUCACAAGUUAAAGGCCUUCAAUCAAUCAAUCAAUUUUAUUUAAUCACGUAACACCUAGGAGCUCACAUGUUCUUGUUGUACGUGUAUAGUAAAGUAAAUGUAACAGAAUAAAAGCUUUCAUAACAAUUUCCAUAAACAGUAUUCGUUAUACGAAGAUGGAAAGUAUGUGUGUAAUCAAAUGGUAAUGGGCACUUAAUGACUGAAUCUUUCCAAACAAGUCAUGAAUGUCUAAAAUGGAUUUCUCUAUGCUUUAGUAGUCUGUUUCAUUAAUUUGGAACUGCCAAAAAUUUUAUUAUGUGUUUGGAUGUUUUAGGGGAACUUUGGCCAUCUUGAAAGUUUUAGCUAUCCCUGUGGUUCUUGUCGAAACUGCAAGGACACGGAGUCGCCAUAUUUCCAUUAGAAAAUAUUAGAAGACAAUUUUCCUUUAUAUCAAAAUUUUUAGUUGACCUUUUUGUACCAAUAAUUGCCAGUUCUUGGGUAUAAAAUGUGAAAAAUCCAACUCCGAAAAUCGUAGGGAAGCUAAUUGAAAAAAUUCCAAAUAUCUUAGAUGAAUAGAAAUGUUAUCCAGAAAUGCUUAGCUUUACUUUUAGUAUAGAAAUUUCUAGGCUAUAUUUGCUCCUUCAAACAGAUAUUUUGCAGAAAACUGUCGUUGGGCACCCCUGGAAUAAUUUCACGCGCAUUUUGUCCAAAUUCUAAUAAUUUCCAGAGUCUUUAGGCUUGAGCUUGUCCAGUUAUUUGUUAGUCAUUUUCUGUCACUCACCACCCAUUACCAUAUCAUUUAGAGCACCAUGGCAUCCAUCUCAGAAAGAGGUGAUUGUAUAAAAUUGACACUCGCAUGCCACAGUCAAUUGUACAUUGACUGUAUAUGAAGGUGAUUGUCCGUAACCUUAAAGAAACCUUUAAAUUGUACAUUUUUAGGUUUUGUAAAGGCAGAGCUGUUUACCUAUAUGUAGAGAUCAGAGCUCUGCCAAUGAUGAUGAUAAUGGUAUUACUUUUAGUUACCAUUAGGGAAUGUUGCCUAUUGAAAAAGUGUUGGCCAUAAAAUUGUGGGUCCCAUGAAUAUUUAUGCGCACACGAAAUGAUGCGGACCCAUGUUGUGUCCUUUGACUCUCUGAGUGAAGUGUUAGCUUAUUGUUUCCAUGAUAGAGACUGAUUCUUUGAAAUAACUUUGCAUACUGACAAAAACAUUAUUGUUUUUGUCAGUAUACAAAAUAAUUAUCUAUCCUUUCCAUCACACUGAAAUAUCCUUACUUUUGUCCAAUAUGCUUUGUUUCAUUUUGUCCAAUUUUUAUGAAAGCAUAAUUCUUUCAUGUGAAUUUUCGCUUUCAGAAGGAAAAAACUUGAAAGAAACUUUGCGUUUUCAACCACAGCGAUAUGUGUCUAUUUUGCUUCACUUACUUAUAUGCAAAUUACCCUUCAUCGGUGAAUUUUGCUGGAGACAAAAACGUCGCCUUUGAUUUCUCACAUGCUCGCCUUUUUGGGCACCCUGUUUAUUUCGAAAUAUUUUGAGCUUCACUUCAGACUUUUUAUUCCAACUUUUUAAUGCAGGAAAGAUAUGAGAAAUGCUGCAACUGAAUUAAGUCACGCAUCAUGUUUUAAGACAGCGUAACUUGAUCUUUCUGGUAUCUUUUGUUCUUCUGUUGUCUCCAAAACAAUCAAAAUGUCUCACCAGUUUCCACCUACAAUUAAUAGGAGGCAUUUGAUUGACACAAAAUUUGCGUUUAACAUUGACAAGUUUCAAUAAGCGCAGUUCUGUAAUGCAUUGAUGAUAAUAUUACAGUCAAACCAGGAAAACUGUGAACACCAGAAUUAUUUGGAAUGUUAUUGUGUUGCAAGAAAAAAGCCAAUCAGGCAUGAGAAAACUGAACCACAAGCAAGAACGUUUUUGUGGUUUUGUGGCCAUUUCGCAUGUCCUGAUCUUUGCUGUGAUUGGUGAUAACACAAUAAACAUUCCUGAGAUUCCUUGUCACACUGUAAUGAUGUUAAUAAUAUAUGAUUAAGUAUAAUACAUUAUUAUACGGUUAAUUUCAUGAAAAUACCUGUGACUGACAUUUUCUGAUUGAAUUCUCUAUGUCAUAUACAGUUGGUAACAAAGAUGAUGAUCCAGACAGAAAAGUUGUUGAAAGAGAGGAUGCAAUGAAGUUUGCAGAACAAAUGGGAAUUCAGGUGUUUGAAACAAGUGCAAAAGACAAUAAAAAUGUGGAAGAGGUAUGUACUUGAAAGAGCUGGAAAUCAUUGAUGUGGAAUAGCUUGAGAACAUACCUUCCAGGGUUAUUUAUUCAUUAUUUUGAUGUUUAUGUGGUGACAGAUCAUUUUUGAAUUUGUGAUUAGAUGUUAGAGGUCAAAAUUAAAUUCAGGUUAGAAUUUUUAAACCAAGGUUGAUUCUCAAUUUCCUUUGCCUUGGCUUGGAUACAAAGGAAAUUGAGAAACAACCUAGGUUAAGAAAUUUUAACCUGAAUUGGGAAGAGAAGUCGUGACGGCACAAGAACUAAAUUAUUGUGGAAUUAUGGGAUAAGUUGGCAUAUCUAGAAAGAACAAGAUGAAAAAUGUCCACUUACUAAAAGGCAGCCUGUUAUUGCAAAUUGGUGGAGAGAUGUAAACAAGGACUGUUAUGUGCUGAUGACUCCAUAUUAUAAAUCCAGAAUGGCAGUUACAAUUAAUGUGCUUUCUUCUUUUCACUUGAAUUUAAUGCAAAAAAAUUUAAUUUGUAAAAUGUGAAUUAGAACUUUGGAAAAGAAGAGCAUUAUUGAAAACUUUGGCCUUCUUGUUUUGCAGGUAUUCAAUGCAAUAACGCACAUGGUUCUUAAGCAAAAGAAAGACAAACUAGCAAAAGCAAAUGAACAGUCUGGAGUUAUAAAGGUUAAAAAGGACAAACAAAAAAGAAGAGGAAAAUUCUGUUGA
This is a messenger RNA of Porites evermanni, 9505 nucleotides long. NCBI's taxonomy places the organism in Eukaryota, Metazoa, Cnidaria, Anthozoa, Scleractinia, Poritidae. The record is from the annotation of a GenBank genome assembly.